GCAAUUAUGUUAUUAAUUUUUUGUGUUUCUUAAAUAUACUAUAAAAACUGACGACUAAAUUAAUGCAUAGAGCCGAGUGUCGGAUGUUUGGAAAUAAAUCUGUUUCCGUUCGAAGUUUAAUCAAACGUGUCUGGGAAAGAAAUUUGUAUUUAAAAAAAAUGAAAAAAAAAUUGUUUUGAUUGCUUAGGCGAUUAUUAUAAUCUAUCGCAUGGCUGUGUGUAUAUUUUAACUGGAUCGAUUCUAUAUUUAUAGAAAUUUAUAUUUCGAAUUAAAUUAUUAAAAAACAAACUUUGAACGAUAUGGUGGAAGUGAAAAGUGUUUGAAAAAAAAGACUGGAAAAUGUAGUGAAUCACUGAUUGGUAUUAAGAUCGCAUUUUGUGUGUGAUUUAAUAACCUUGGAGUGUGGAUUUUGAUUUUGAAGAAAAUUAAAAUGGAUUGCGAUGUGCCACAUAAAUCUGACAAUUUGGAAGCUGAUGAGUCCGAAGAGGAGGAAGAGGAGGCGGAACGGAAGGCUUUAAGGCCCAAGAAAAAUCUGUGGCUAAAAGCAAUGGACAACAUAAGUGACCGUAGCUUUAAAAAAUCCACCGACACUGUUUUCGACACUAAGGAAAAUGAGUGUGCAUCUAGUGGCAUUGACAACAGUGGAACGACUGCAGAUUUGGAUGAGGUGGAUUUACGCAACGGUACAAUAGCUGACUUUCAUCCAAGUGAGGAUCUGUCGAAAGAUUCCCGAAUACCAGAUGCUCAAUUCGACAGUGAACCGGUCGAGAUAAUUCACAAAUUUUCGCAAAACAAUUUCGAACCAAUUGAAGAUAUUAACAAGGAUAUCGAACGUAAUACAUCAUCGCAAACAGCUGUGAAUAUUGAUUUUGGCAAUAAAGAAGAUGGAAAACCACCACCGUUCAAUAAUGAAGCCUAUUCAGCAUUCAAGCGUGGCAAUGUCGUAAAAGGCAUACUUUGUCCGUCCCUUACGAACUCAUUUAAAGCUCGUUCAUUAGAAAGGUCGUACCUGACCUAUUCGCACCGUCAGCGGCAAAAAUCCCUAAUUAUAGUUAACAUAGUUGAUUUGGUGCUGAAGGCCAUAUUGUCGGUUGUAUGGGCAUGGCGGCGAUCCGAAACGACAACAUCAGCGGAAGCAAUAACUUGGUCGGUAUGUUGUAUGGUUGCUAAUCUAGGCAUAUGCAUUUUGGGACUGUGGAGAUGUUUUGCGAAUAAUUAUUUACAUUGGGCGGCAACAUGCACAUGGUUGUUACUUAAUUUACAAGGAUUUAUCGGUGAAGGUGUUGGAUUUUCCGACCGAGAGUACCUCGUCUGGUACGUUCUAUUCAUUGUGUUCGUUCCAUACGCUAUGCUACCAUUGCCGCUGAAGUGGUGCAUGAUUGCUGGCAUUGUAUCAGCAGCUUGCCAUUUAAUUGUUAUAAGCAUUGUAAAGUUUCAACGAACACACAGUGAGACGACGUGUGUAGCCCGUCAAUUAUUAGCGAAUUCGUUACUCUAUAUUGCUAUCAAUUUUGCCGGAAUGUACACUAAAUAUUUAACUGAUCGUGGACAGAGAUUGGCAUUUAUUGAAACCCAUAAAGCAAUGGAACAUAAAAAAGAUUCGGAAAAGGAAUACCAAAGGACGCAAAAACUAUUGGAUUCAAUUCUUCCAAUGUUUGUAAACAAUGACAUCCGAAAAGAAAUGUACAAAGGGGCCGAUGCAAAUGUUGACGCUCAGUUUAAAAAGCUUUUCAUCUACCACAUGGAAAAUGUCAGCAUUUUAUUUGCGGAUAUAAAGGGCUUUACUGAAUUGGCAAGCAAUACAUCAGCUCAAGAAUUGGUGAAAAUAUUGAACGAUCUGUUCGCACGCUUCGAUAAGAUAGCCGAGGACAACCACUGUCUGCGCAUUAAGCUAUUAGGUGACUGCUAUUACUGUGUAUCUAUGUUCGAUUCGCAUAGUUGGAAAUCUAGGCCAGACCAUGCUGUUUGCAGCGUAGAGACUGGUUUACAUAUGAUAAAAGCCAUUAAGGAUGUGAGACAUAACACACAUGUUGACUUGAACAUGAGAAUUGGCAUCCACAGUGGCUCAGUUAUGUGCGGAGUUCUUGGUGACAAAAAAUGGCAUUUUGAUGUCUGGUCGAACGAUGUUAUCAUUGCCAAUCAUAUGGAAUCGGGCGGCGUGCCGGGACGUGUUCAUAUAUCUGAAGCAACGUUAAAAUGCUUGAAUGACACCUACGAAGUUGAACCGGGCGAUGGCGGCAGUCGAGAUAAUCAUCUGAAAAUGAUGAACAUUCAAACGUUUCUCAUUAAACGUACCGAACCGCUGAGGCUAAGGAAGCGAUAUCAGCAACGAUUGAGCUUACUGCCGGACCAGCAACAAACGCAAAAAUUUUGUGAUCCAUCCGUCAACAACAAUAUUUCGAAUCAGAAUGCUGACACCGAAUCAGGGCGGUACCAAGCUAAUAAACGGGAAUCGAAGGGUAUAAUCCAUGAUGAUGAGACAACUACGGACUGGACGCCCGAAAUACCAUUCCGAAAUUUAAAUGAACCAGAAGACGGUUUAAAUCCGAACGAUUCCAUAAAAGUUGGCUAUGCAAAGCAAGAAGAUGUUGUUGCAAUGUCGGGAAUGUCGGCCACCGAAGAGGUGGAUGAAUUCAUCGACCAAAAUAUCCAAAUAAAUUCCAAUAAAAAAAUGCGACACGAGUAUCUGUACCCGAUUUCGCUGAAAUUCAAAGACAAUUCCCAGGAGUCCAAGUAUUGCCAAGUGCGUGAAGACAUGUUCCGUUCCAAUAUGCUGUGCGUUUAUGUUGUCUGGAUUUUUAUUGUUAUUUGCCAAGCAAUUAUUAUGCCCAAGUGUACGGCACUGGUGAUAUGUUUGGCUGUGUCGACGGUACUAUUAACAGCUGGCUGCAUCUUGGUUAUGGCCGAAGAGUUUAAAGGUCUACCAAAUGUACUCCAACGCAGUUCUGCGUCCCUAGUUCAUCAUCGGAAUCGUCGCACAAUGUUCAUUUGUUGUGUGAUCGUUCUCAUGUCAGCGGUCAGUGCAAUAGGCUUGCAACUUUGUCCAAUGGCUUCUACGAGCAACAAAUGUUCCAAUGAGAGUGAUACAACAACCAGCGUCUAUGCACUGCGACCGCAGCCCACAUUCCAAAGUUUGCUGGAAGAUACGAAGGCCGAUCCGGAUGUUCAAGUGAACGUUUACGUAUCCGCUAUCAUCAAUCAUAAUAACAUUACCAUCAAUUCGGAUAAAUCGAUUAGCAUUGACAUGAAGUCUGUUGAUAACGUUACUGCGACGAGUCAUAAUGGCGACGGGUGGCAAAAGCUACUGCCGAGUCAAUUUCAAUUUCUCCGAAAUUUGAUUGAUGAGAGCGUUAACGCCAGUCACGUUGGUGGUGAUACGGCGGAAGCGCUUCCAAGGAACGAGUUUUUACGAGCCAAUCAUAGUAUCGAACAAUUAGUAUCGAGUGGCAUUUUAGAGGAGAGUGACGACGCGCAUGUCGAUCCUUGUUCACAUCCGGAAUACAUUGUAUUCACUUGGGUCCUAUGUUUGAUCGCUCUUGCUACGGGACUCAAGCUUUAUUAUCUCGUCAAAACGUUCAUGGCCUUUGCAAUGGUUAUAUGUUAUGCCGUGCUGAUUUUGGCAGUAUUUCCCGAUGUUUUUGAGAAUUCAUUCUUGGAACAGGAAUAUCAAGAACAGGGCAUGCCGCUCGGAGCUCAGAUGACGAUAUUGUUGGUGAUUUUUUUGACAAUGGUUACAUAUCACGCUAGACUCGUCGAGGUUACUUCCCGAUUGGAUUUUAUUUGGAAGGAGCAGGCCGAGAAGGAGCUUGCCAACAUGAAAUCGAAUCGUUUCUUGAACGAUGUUUUAAUAAAGAACAUACUACCCGAUCACGUGGCCAGUUACUAUCUAUCCGAAGGACGGUCAGACGAACUGUAUGCCAAGAUGCACAAAAUGUGCGGCGUUAUGUUCGCUUCGAUACCCAAUUUUCAGGACUUUUAUUCGGAGGACAUUGAAAACGGAAAGGCCUGCAUUCGGAUACUGAACGAAAUUAUUUGCGAUUUUGAUUCGCUAAUGGAGGAGCCAAGAUUUUGUAAUGUGGAAAAAAUUAAAACGGUUGGCGCUACGUACAUGGCUGCGGCUGGUCUUAAUCCCAGGCAUCAGCAUGAACGAGGCAAUACUGAUGAUGAUAAUGUCUGUGAUUUGGUUGAAUUUGCAAUAACUCUUCGUCAGAAAUUACAAGAAGUCAACAAAGAUGCGUUCAAUACGUUUCAGUUACGUGUUGGAAUUAGCAGCGGACCGCUGGUUAGUGGAGUGAUUGGUGCAAGGAAGCCGAUUUUCGACAUAUGGGGCAACACGGUAAACGUAGCGUCUCGAAUGGAUUCAACCGGUGAAAAUUGGAAAAUACAAGUUCCUGAUUACACAGCUCAGUUACUAAUGAGCAAAGGAUACACUUGUGUUAAACGCGGUGAAAUAAGCGUCAAAGGCAAAGGACUGAUGAACACAUUCUGGGUAUUAGGCAAAGGAAUUUCACCGAGCCAACUCGUCGGCUCUGGACCGAUACAAGCUGGUGUUCCACAGGCACAAACGCCGUCGCUCCAGAGGCAAACGUCCCAUCACAGUUCGUUGGCUGCUGUUGUGUUCGGUAUGAUGCAGGCAUCGAAACGUACCACCAUCAAUACAACACGCUGGGGACGCGCAAAGAGAUUAACAUUAACUUCCAUACUUGCCCAACGCAACUCCGUCACCGAAACGGUUCGAUGGCCGGAGGGGGAGCACGUUCAGCUCAAUGCGACUGUCUCAGAGAGUUCCUUCUAAUCCGCCGCGAAGGAAUACGACACGGGCCAGGGGCUACAAGAGAGAUAAAAAUUCCAUAAUGAAUAUGGCGACCGAAGCACCAACAAUAUCAACAAAUAACCGAAAUACGGUACCAAAUUUUACCACUAUAGACGUGAAUGGGAAGAGCCAAAAUACAUUUUUUUAAGAAGAGAAAAAAUAAAUAAAAUUUGAUGAACACCAUUCGAGGAGACAGAAAGGAAUUUGCUUUAAUUUAUUGUACUUUUUCUUAGGCUAAGUGGAAUAUUGAGUGUAAUUUAAUUAACUAAGUAUUUAAUGUGUGUCCAAAUAAAUAAAAUACAAAACAAAAAUCUAGCAACUUAA
This is a messenger RNA of Bradysia coprophila, 5137 nucleotides long. RefSeq names its product adenylyl cyclase 78C (gene Ac78C). Gene Ontology annotation, molecular function: adenylate cyclase activity. NCBI's taxonomy places the organism in Eukaryota, Metazoa, Arthropoda, Insecta, Diptera, Sciaridae. Gene Ontology annotation, cellular component: plasma membrane. The record is from RefSeq and is a predicted model, not a curated record. Gene Ontology annotation, biological process: adenylate cyclase-activating G protein-coupled receptor signaling pathway; intracellular signal transduction; cAMP biosynthetic process.